AUGGCAUCGUCACAACCUGUAGCUCUCGUCAUAGGCGCCUCCCGCGGCAUAGGUCGCCAGAUAGCCAUCAACCUAGCGAAGAAUGGCUACGCAGUAAUGCUCGCCGCCAAAACCACCUCCAACCCAGACACAACGCACCCGUUUCCCCCGGACCCCAACUCCCCCUCCUCCACGAUCACCACCGUCGAGCGCGAGAUCCACCUCCUCGGCGGCACGGCCUCCUCCGUCGCCGUCGACGUUCGCGAUCCCGCGCAGAUCGCCAACGCAGUCACCCAGACGCUACGCAUCUUCGGCCGCCUCGAUGUGCUGGUGUACAACUCUGGGGCGAUCUGGUGGUCGUCUGUGGAGGGGACGCCGCUGAAGAGGUUCAGGCUUAUGCAGCAGGUGAAUCCGGAGGGGCUGUACGCGAGUGUGCAGGCGUCGUUGCCGGCUUUUGAGAGGAAUGGGUGGAGGGGCAGGAUUGUGGUUGUUUGUCCGCCGAUUUAUUCAAGGUUUUUCAGGGGGAAGACGGGCUAUGCAAUGGGGAAAGUUGGAAUGAGCGUCCUGGUCAAGGGUCUGGGUAUGGACUUUGUUCGACAGAACAGAACUGAGAUGGCGAUUACGGGGAUCUGGCCCGCCGUGGCAAUCGAGUCCGCCGCAACCGAAUUCAACAAAUCCGACGACCAGACCUACAAGAACGAUCUUCGCAAACCGACCAUCUUCUCCGAUGCUAUUCUCGCCAUGCUGCGCGCUUCCCCGGCCACAGUCAACGGCCGUCUGGACACCGAUGAGGACUUUCUGCGGGAUGAAUGCGGGGUGACGGAUUUCUCGGCGUACGCGGUGGUUCCGGGAUCGACGCCCCGGCGGAUCAUGCCGGCGCGGUUCCCUAGUCUGGAGGUUGCGGAGCAGGAUGACGAGGGACAGCGGAUGGAUAGUGCGAAGGUUCGGGCGAAGAUGUAG
Penicillium diatomitis is the source of this 939-nucleotide messenger RNA. RefSeq lists its product as uncharacterized. The transcript has 5 exons. The coding region runs from base 1 to 939 and encodes 312 amino acids. The record is from RefSeq and is a predicted model, not a curated record. Lineage: Eukaryota; Fungi; Ascomycota; Eurotiomycetes; Eurotiales; Aspergillaceae.